Haliotis rubra (blacklip abalone) is the source of this 4382-nucleotide messenger RNA. Its product is annotated as beta-galactosidase-like. Lineage: Eukaryota; Metazoa; Mollusca; Gastropoda; Lepetellida; Haliotidae. The record is from RefSeq and is a predicted model, not a curated record. The transcript has 17 exons. Gene Ontology annotation, cellular component: vacuole. Gene Ontology annotation, molecular function: beta-galactosidase activity. The coding region runs from base 196 to 2130 and encodes 644 amino acids. Gene Ontology annotation, biological process: carbohydrate metabolic process.
CAACACUGUCAGCCAUGAGAUAUGGCUCCAUAAUAUGUGUUAUUAAAACUUAUAGGUAAAGCCGGAAAGAUCAAUUGUCAUGUGACAGUAUUGGCAGUUCAGUGAUUAUGACGUAAUUAGGAAGGUAACAGGUUGUGUUUACGUGUAAUUCUGCACUUGUGUGACAGGGAUAUAGAAGGUGACAUCUCGGGCAGAAUGGGGUGCAGACUACUCCGAUCAUGGACAUCUUUGGUAGCUGCAGGACUGCUGGUGGUUGUAGGGGUUGAGACCAGAAGCUUUACUAUUGACUAUUCUCACGACACGUUUGUCAAGGAUGGGGAAGCCUUUCGCUACAUCUCGGGCAGCAUCCACUAUACUCGUGUACCGAGGGAGCACUGGAAAGAUCGGCUGAUGAAGAUGUAUGCUGCGGGACUGAACACAAUACAAACCUAUGUGCCAUGGAAUUUUCAUCAGCGUCGACCCUUCCAGUCUGAUUUCUCUGGGAAUCUGGACUUUGCGACCUUCGUGAAACUGGCUCAAGAUGUGGGCUUGCUGGUCAUCCUGCGGCCCGGGCCCUACACUGAUGCAGGCUGGGACUUUGGCGGCCUGCCUGGCUGGCUGAUGGAGAGUCGCUACGUCAAUAGGAACAUCCUUCUACGUAGCAACAACACAGAUUACAUGGAGGCUGUGGCGAGAUGGUACGCUGAUCUCUUGCCCCGGGUCCGCCCUCUCCUCUACAGUAAUGGAGGACCUAUCAUAUCAGUGCAGGUGGAGAAUGAGUAUGGAUCGUACUUUGCCUGUGACCACAACUACCUGCGGACACUACGUGACAUCAUGAGGUCCUACCUUGGUGACGAUGUCAUCCUGUUCACAACAGAUGGCGCUGGGGCAAGCUACCUCCGAUGUGGGACUCUUGAAGGACUUUAUUCUACAAUCGACUUUGGGCUGACAGACUCGCCCGAGAAAGUGUUUGCUGUCCAGCGUCAGUUCCAGCCUCACGGCCCACUGGUGUGUUCCGAGUUCUACGUGGAGUCUCCUCUAGACUACUGGGGAUACAACCACUCCAAGCAGUCUCCCCAGCAGGCAGCGCAGAGUCUGGACCUCUUGCUGGCAUAUGGUGCCAAUAUCAACAUGUAUAUGUUUGACGGAGGAACCAAUUUUGGAUAUACAAGUGGAAGUUUACCAGGAACUGGGAACAAGGUGAAGUUUGUCACGACGACGUACGACCAUGAUGCUCCCAUGUCUGAGGCAGGAGAUUUGAGGGAGAAGUACCACACGAUACGGAAAGUUGUUUACAAAUAUGUGAAACGGCCAGUUGCUCCAGUCCCACCUAAUACAGUGAAGUUUGCAUAUGGUCAAGUACAGAUGAAGCUGGUUGGUGAUAUCAUGGACGUGCUGCCCUCUGUGUCGCUGUCUCCUGUCAAGUCUCUCUACCCUCUGUGUAUGGAAGACAUACACCAGUAUUAUGGCUUUACCCUAUACCGUCACGUCUCCGAGAGGUCUUACGUCAGACAGGAACUGUGGUUGGAUGGCAUUCGCGACAGAGGUUACAUCAUCAUCAACAAGGUGAUGCAGGGUAUCCUUGUCAGAGGGGAGAUAACCCAUCUGAACAUCACUCUACAUAAGGGAGACAACCUUGACAUCCUUGUUGAAAAUCAAGGCAGAAUAUUUUAUGGCAAUGACAUCAACAAGAAUCAGAAGGGUAUAGUUGGGAAUGUCACUGUGGGAGGCUUGGUGCUUCAACACUGGACGAUGUUCCCUCUCAGUCUGACCAAUGCUUCAGUCCACCUUGGCAGCUCAGUAUCAAGGCUGAAGGCCGACAGCGACACCAGCGAGACGCUUCUAACACCAUCCUUGUACAUAGGUGCAUUUGUGCUCCCAAGCUCACUGUCUCAGCCACUCGACACCUAUAUUGAUAUGAGACCCUGGCACAAGGGACAGCUGUUCAUCAAUGGCAACAAUGUGGGUGGCUACUGGCCAUCCCUGGGGCCCCAGGUGACUCUGUAUGUCCCCCUGUCAUUCCUCAAGCCCCACCCUGCUUCCAACACGGUUCUAGCCUUUGAGCUGGAGUCAGCACCCUGUCCACACACAUGCACCAUUCGGUUUGUUGAUCAGCCAUUCAUCAACAAGACUGUGAAUGUAUUUGAUUGAUCUACCAUUCAUCAACAAGACUGUGAAUGUAUUUGAUUGAUCUACCAUUCAUCAACAAGACUGUGAAUGUAUUUGAUUGAUCUACCAUUCAUCAACAAGACUGUAAAUGUAUUUGAUUGAUCUACCAUUCAUCAACAAGACUGUGAAUGUAUUUGAUUGAUCUACCAUUCAUCAACAAGACUGUGAAUGUAUUUGAUUGAUCUACCAUUCAUCAACAAGACUGUGAAUGUAUUUGAUUGAUCUACCAUUCAUCAACAAGACUGUGAAUGUAUUUGAUUGAUCUUCCAUUUAUCAAUAAGUCUGUAAAGGUAUUUGAUUGAUCUACCAUUCAUCAACAAGACUGUAUAUAUAUUUGAUAUAUAUAAUUAUAAUUGUAAGAAAUAAACUUAUUUAAAUGGAUAAGGAGCCCCAGGGAGACCAGAGAUUCAGAGCCUGGGGAAAUCUAGACUUGCUUCAUUUAGGGCUUUAGCAUUGCAGAUACCGCUAGGCUGUAGGGAAAAUAAUAUGGUUCAGGACUGUGAGACAGACUAAUGUAUUUGGUGAAGCAGACAUUUAUCAUCAAUUCUGAAAAUGCCCGUUAUUGGAUAAACAUUCAUGAACAUGACUGUAAAUGUAUUUGACUGAUCAACCAGUAUUAAGAUCCAGUAUCAAGAUUGUAGAUGUAUGUAUUUGAUCAUUAUGCACCAACAAGAUUGUGUUUUUCUUUGAUUAAUCAGUUAAUCAUCAUUAAUAUUCUGAUAGCCUGUCCUUGAUCUGCCAUUCAUCAUUAAUAUUCUGAUAGCCUGUCCUUGAUCUGCCAUUCAUGAUGAAGAAUGUAACUGUACUUGCUUGAUCUGUCAUUCAUCAUCAAGAAUGUAAAUGUACUUGCUUGAUCUGUCAUUCAUCAUCAAGAAUGUAAAUGUACUUGCUUGAUCUGUCAUUCAUCAUCAAGAAUGUAAAUAUACUUGCUUGAUCUGUCAUUCAUCAUCAAGAAGUAUGUAAAUGUAUUUGCUUGAUCUGUCAUUCAUCAUCAAGAAUGUAAAUAUACUUGCUUGAUCUGUCAUUCAUCAUCAAGAAUGUAAAUAUACUUGCUUGAUCUGUCAUACAUCAUCAAGAAUGUAAAUAUACUUGCUUCAUCAUCAAGAAUGUAAAUGUACUUGCUUGAUCUGCCAUUCAUCAAGUAUGUAAAUGUACUUGCUUGAUCUGUCUGUCAUUCAUCAUCAAAUAUGUAAAUGUACUUACUUGAUCUGCCAUUCACCAUCAAGAAUGUAAAUGUACAUGCUUGAUAUGCCACUCAUCGUCAAGAAUGUAAAUGUACUUGCUUGAUCUGUCAUUCAUCAAGUAUGAAUGAAUGAAUGAAUAAAUUUAUAAGAAUAGCAUGCAAUGCUUUGUACAUAUUGCCCAGUGAUCAUCUGUUGCCAAGAGCUAUGAUUUCUUAUGUUCUGUUGAAUGUUUCAAAUAUUAUUGAACUUUCUAUUUUUUCACCAAUAUGUGUUAUGCUCUAAAAAUAUAUACAUUACUGGAUGUAUAAAUCUCCAAACCAUUGGUUGAAAUAAAGAACAUUCAUUCAUUCAUUCAUUCAUGCUUGAUAUGCCACUCACCGUCAAGAAUGUAAAUGUACUUGCUUGAUCUGUCAUUCAUCAAGUAUGUAAAUGUACUUGCUUGAUCUGCCAUUCAUCAUCAAGUAUGUAAAUGUACCUGCUUGAUCUGCCAUUCAUCAUCAAGUAUGUAAAUGUACUUGCUUGAUCUGUCAUUCACCAUCAAGAAUGUAAAUGUACUUGCUUGAUCUGCCAUUCACCAUCAAGAAUGUAAAUGUACAUGCUUGAUCUGCCAUUCACCAUCAAGAAUGUAAAUGUACUUGCUUGAGUGCUGUGUCUGUAACAUCAUUCUGCUUGAAAAAAAGGGCAAAUAACAGGCGGCUUAAAUCUAAAAUUCAUUUGUUUAGUUAACAAAAUAUCAAGCUUGACCGACUGUCCAUGCUGUCGAAGACACAAACUUUAAGGACGCUAAAGGACGGAUUGACCGGACGAUUGUGGACGGGUCGUCCUGCCAUCUCAACGAACUCCCAUAGUCAGCUUGUUUGAGCAAAGGAUCCUUUAAUUGGGAAAUGAUGACCAGUUCGUCAACUUCGAUGUCAGAUAAAGGAGGAGAAGUGACGAUGUUUGGUUAUACAAAGCAACCCCAAAACAACGAUCGCAAGAGCAUUUUGCAGCUUCUAAGUAUAAAGAUUUGAGAAAAUAAAGCGGUGACAAAACAUGGCCUAUACAAACGUG